CGGCCCCCCGGCUCUCCCCGGCCCCGCCGCCCCCGCGGCCCCCCGGGCCCGCCCGCAUCGGCUACUACGAGAUCGAGCGCACCAUCGGCAAGGGCAACUUCGCCGUGGUGAAGCUCGCCACGCACCUGGUGACCCGCGCCAAGGUUGCAAUAAAGAUCAUUGAUAAGACUCAGCUGGAUGAAGAGAACCUGAAGAAGAUAUUUAGAGAAGUUCAGAUCAUGAAGAUGCUUUGCCACCCACAUAUCAUCCGGUUGUACCAGGUUAUGGAGACGGAGAGGAUGAUUUAUCUGGUGACAGAGUAUGCCAGUGGAGGGGAAAUAUUUGAUCACCUCGUGGCCCACGGCCGCAUGGCCGAGAAGGAAGCCCGGAGAAAGUUCAAGCAAAUUGUGGCUGCUGUCAACUUCUGUCACUGUCGUAACAUAGUCCACAGGGAUCUGAAGGCAGAAAAUCUCCUCCUGGAUGCAAACCUGAACAUCAAAAUAGCAGAUUUUGGGUUCAGCAACAUCUUCACCCCUGGCCAGCUCCUUAAAACCUGGUGUGGGAGUCCUCCCUAUGCUGCUCCAGAGCUCUUUGAAGGCAAGGAGUACGAUGGGCCAAAGGUUGAUAUUUGGAGCCUCGGCGUGGUGCUGUACGUGCUGGUGUGCGGGGCCCUGCCCUUCGACGGGAGCACCCUGCAGAACCUGCGCGCGCGGGUGCUCAGCGGCAAAUUCCGCAUCCCCUUCUUCAUGUCCACAGAGUGUGAACACCUGAUCCGCCACAUGCUGGUGCUGGACCCGAGCAAGAGGCUCUCCAUGGAGCAGAUCUGCAAACACAAGUGGAUGAAGCUGGGGGAGGCUGAUGCAGAGUUUGACAGGCUGAUAGCGGAGUGUCAGCACCUGAAGACCGAGAGGCAGCUGGAGCCGCUGAACGAGGACGUGCUGCUGGCCAUGGCAGACAUGGGGCUGGACAAGGAGCGCACGGUGCAGUCGCUGCGAGCCGACGCGUACGAUCACUACAGCGCGAUCUACAGCCUGCUCUGCGACCGCCUCAAGAGGCACAAGAACCUGCGCAUUGCCCCCUCGCCCAGCAUCCCACGCACCGUCACCUUCCCCACCUCGGCCAACAUCCAGCAGACAGAACAGACAGGCAACACCAUGAACAUCAACGUGCCCCAAGUCCAGCUCAUCAACCCUGAGAACCAAAUUGUGGAGACCGAUGGAACAAUGAACUUGGACAGUGAUGAAGGGGAGGAACCAUCACCCGAGGCUCUGGUCCGCUACCUCUCCAUGAGGAGGCACACAGUGGGAGUAGCUGACCCACGGACGGAAGUCAUGGAAGACCUGCAGAAGCUCCUGCCUGGCUUCCCCCGUGUCACUCCUCAGGCUCCAUUCCUGCAGGUGACCCCGAAUGUGAACUUCAUGCACAAUGUGCUGCCCAGGCAGAACCUGCAGCCCACGGGGCAGCUGGAGUACAAGGAGCAGUCCCUGCUGCAGCCCCCCACCCUGCAGCUGCUGAACGGGAUGGGCCCGCUGGGCCGGCGAGCGUCGGACGGCGGGGCCAACAUCCAGCUACACGCGCAGCAGCUGCUCAAGCGGCCCCGGGGCCCCUCGCCGCUCGUCACCAUGACGCCAGCUGUCCCAGCUGUCACCCCUGUGGACGAGGAGAGCUCCGAUGGGGAGCCGGAUCAGGAAGCUGUGCAGAGAUACUUGGCAAAUAGGUCAAAAAGGCACACUCUGGCCAUGACCAACCCUACAGCUGAAAUCCCUCCAGACUUGCAGAGGCAGCUAGGACAGCAGUCCUUCCGACCCCGGGCUUGGGCUCCACACCUGGGACCCGACCAGCACCGUUCUAUUUACAAGGACUCCAACACUCUGCACCUCCCCACCGAGCGCUUCUCCCCGGUCCGGCGCUUCUCCGACGGGGCUGCCAGCAUCCAGGCUUUCAAAGCCCACCUGGAGAAGAUGGGCAAUAACAGCAGCAUCAAACAGCUUCAGCAGGAGUGUGAGCAGCUCCAGAAGAUGUACGGUGGGCACAUGGACGAGAGGACGCUGGAGAAGACGCAGCAGCAGCACAUGUUGUACCAGCAGGAGCAGCACCAUCAGAUUCUUCAUCAGCAGAUUCAGGACUGUAUCCGGCCUCCCCAGCCAUCUCCACCCUUGCAAGCUCCAUGUGAAAACCAGCCAGCUCUGCUCACUCACCAGCUCCAGAGGUUACGGAUCCAGCCAUCCAGCCCGCCCCCGAACCACCCCAACAAUCAUCUCUUCAGGCAACCCAACAGCAGCCCACCCCCCGUGAGCAGCAGCGUGCUCCAGCCCCAUGGUGCUGCCUCCCAGUCCCAGUUCCAAGGGAUGCCAUCCCACAACACAAUCUUCCCGCAGUCGGGUAACUGUUCCCCUCCCCCGGCCAUGGGGCUGACGUGCCUGGCCCUGCAGCAGCAGCAGUCGCAGCCCCAGCAGGUCACCAUCCAGGUGCAGGAGCCCGGGGACCUGGUGGGCAGCAGCCUCCUGCCCGGGGCCUCGGUGGGCGGGCAGGGCCUGGCGUCCCACACCCGGGGGAUGUCCCUGAGCCCCAGUGCCAGCCAGAUCCAGAUGCAGCACCGCGCCAACCUGAUGGCCUCCCUCAGCUACGGCCACCGGCAGCUGUCCAAGCAGCUCAGCGCCGACAGCGCCGAGUCGCACAGUCUGAACGUGAGCAGGUAUCCCCCCGCCAACUACGACCAGGUGCACUUACACCCCCACCUGUUCCCGGAGCAGCCCCGCGUUUCCCCCAGCAACUACAGCCCGCCGGGAGGGGUGGGGUUCCCUGCAGCCCAGCAAGCUCUGAAGGUCCCGCAGCUCGACCAGUACCCCAGCUUCCCUCCGAACGCACAUCAGCAGCAGCAGCACUACACGGCAUCGGCACUACAGCAGGCACUGUUGUCCCCGACACCUCCCGACUACAGCCGACACCAGCAGGUACCGCACAUCCUCCAGGGACUGCUUUCCCCCCGGCACUCGCUCACGGGGCACACGGACAUGCGGCUGCCCCAGGCAGAAUUUGCACAGCUCAUCAAACGGCGGCAGCAGCAGCAGCAGCAGCAAGAAUUCCAAGAGUUGUUCAGGCAUAUUAGUCAAGGGGAUGCUGGGAAUAUGGGCACCAGCAUGGGACAGAACCUCUCGGAGCGCCAGUCGUUGUCUUUGCCUUAUCAGAGUGCUGACACGUACCACCCCCAGAACAGCCCCCAACAUCUCCUAAAAAUCAGGGCGCAAGAAUGUAUCCAGCAGGUCCCUGCGUCCGUGCCACCGCCGCAGGGAUACGGACACCAGCCAGCCCUGUUCCACUCGGAGAGCAUGGAGGAGGACUGCGCCUGCGAGGGAAACAGGGACAGCUUUCCUGACAGUAAGAGUUCAAACACAUUGACCAAAGGUUGCCACGAGACCCCUCUGCUUGUAAACGCAGGAGGGCACGGGGACCCCGAAUCUUUGCUAGGAACUGCUAAUCCCGCGCAGGAGCUGGGAACGCACCAGUACCGGCAUCAGCCAGCACCUGGAUUCAGGAAUAAGGUGCCCAGCAGAGAGUCCAUCGGAGGGAACUGCAUGGACAGGAGCUCCCCUGGCCAAGCCAUGCAGGUGCCUGACCACAACGGCCUGGGCUACCCCGUGCGCCCCUCAUCCAGCGAGCACCCGCGGCCCCGCACCCUGCAGAGACAUCACACCAUCCAGAACAGUGAUGAUGCCUACGUGCAGUUGGAUAACUUGCCUGGAAUGAGUUUGAUGGCAGGAAAAGCGCUCAGCUCAGCUCGGAUGUCGGACGCCGUGCUCAGCCAGUCGUCGCUGAUGGCCAGCCAGCAGCUGCGGGACAGGGACGGCGAGGAAUGUGGGGAGAGUUUGGAAGGUCAAGAGCACGCGAACCUGGGCGAUGGCAGCCAGCACCUCAACACCUCCUGCUACCCCUCGACGUGUAUCACGGACGUCCUGCUGAGCUACAAGCACCCGGAGGUGCCCUUUGGGAUGGAGCAGGCGGGGGUGUAACCAGGAGGGA
Messenger RNA from Poecile atricapillus (Black-capped chickadee), 3999 nucleotides. It is a transcript of the gene SIK3, whose product is annotated as SIK family kinase 3. The transcript has 24 exons. Bases 219 to 3989 code for a protein of 1256 amino acids. NCBI's taxonomy places the organism in Eukaryota, Metazoa, Chordata, Aves, Passeriformes, Paridae. Gene Ontology annotation, biological process: protein phosphorylation; intracellular signal transduction; microtubule cytoskeleton organization. Gene Ontology annotation, cellular component: cytoplasm. The record is from RefSeq and is a predicted model, not a curated record. Gene Ontology annotation, molecular function: protein serine/threonine kinase activity; tau-protein kinase activity; ATP binding.